AUGGAGGAAGCAGCUAUUACCUCUGUGGCCACCACCGGCAAGAAGAGAAUCCCAAAUCUGAAGAAGGUCUGCGUGUACGUCGAGAAACCUCCGGACCCUCAUGAACAGAAGAUCGAGGCCCUCGAAAAAGAGGUACAAUUGCUAAAGCAGAGAUUGGACUCCCAGAAGCAGAACGACCUCUAUGCAACAUUCAGCACUGUGGAUGCGACAGCUUCAACAGCUUCUGCUUUCGGCUCGCCCGAGCAAGUGGCAAGUCUGGUCCGGACAGGUUCUGACAUGCAGUCGAAUCCAGGCGAUCCGCGGCGCAAGCGCACAAGAUCUCAACUUGAAGUCGAGGUUGCCUCUGUGCCCAACUUUGCCGCCAAAGGUCUUAUCACCUUUGAUCAGGCCGAGUUGUUCUUCAACGCUUUCUUCCAGGGCUGCGAUCGCUAUGUCCCCAUAUUUGAUCCUCUCAAUGACACCUUCGAGUCGAUCAGUUCUCGAAGCGCGCUCCUCUUCGACGCCAUCAUCACCAUUGGAUGCGGCGUACUCAGCGAUGCGGAUUCCCAGAUCUGUCACCUGCUUAAUUUCCACCUGAAGAAAAUGCUGAACCUUGUCAUUGUCAGUCCGGAGCACGCCUCUCUAGAGACUGUGCAGGCUCUCCUAGUCACGGCUUGCUAUACUUCGGAGCGAUCCUUGCUGUUAGCGUUUGCGACGAGGAUGGCUCUGGAUCUCGGCCUUCCGGACGCCUACGAGGACUUGACCAGGAAAAUCGUCAGCAGAGGGUCGUUGUCCCAGAAUCGAGAUUCGCAGAAAUAUGACGAGGCCGACGCUGUAUUGAUGAGACGCGCUCGGGCAUGGUUUCAGCUGAUGGUUCUCGAGCAGAUCCUUCGGGUCGACGCUGGUAAUUUGCGGAGUUUCCAUUCGCGAGGCGAUCCGCGGCGUUGCCGGAUCCUUCUGAACAAGCCGUUCACCACAAUCCUGGACCUCCGUCUGUUGUCGCAAGUCGAGCUUAAUUCGCUCAGAGGGAGGACGCACGACUCAAUAGCAGGGACGGAGCAAUUUGACGAAGAAGCAGUUUUGGACAUCCUCCGGGAUGUCCAAGUUGAUAUCGAUGUCUGGUACAGCGACUGGAAGAACAUCAUGCAGGGUUCGUCGAGUGUCGAGACGCCAGUGCUUCUACUCAACCUUGAAGUGCAGAAGUAUUGGUCUCAGACGGUGGCGUUGUGUCGAGCGCUACGUGCUCUAGGGAAUGAAAAUAUCGCCGCCAUGUCCUCAACGCAGCGGGAUAUCCUCCACAUGGCCAAGGACGCGCUCAAAGGACACCUCCGAAUCAUCCUCGACCAGCCUCAGCAUUAUCUGUCCAAAUUUUGCUAUGCGAUGGAUUUCGUCUGGGCCAAAUGCGCGUUCUGCUUCUUGCUGCUGCUGAAACUGACCCGUCUGUUGCCUGAAGAAGACGACCACUCGAAGCGCCAGCUGCUCGACGACGGGUACAUGCUUCUGAACGAACUGAACAAGGCCGGUGGUGGAUGGACCAGUGGCGGUCGCAGCAACACCAGCAGGUUGUAUCUGCAGGUUCUUCAGCAGAGCAUUCAAAAGUAUGGCCGCGCGCUUCAAAACGACGGCUCGGGUCCUGCCCACAGCGACAUCAACCAAGCCGACAUUGGACAGGAUCCUCGGUCACCACUCAAUUUCUUCUGGACGACAGGUGGCUCCGCCGCGACGAACGAGAUCGAGACCUUUGUUCCAGAGCAAUUCGUCUUCGAGUGGGAUUUCCCGGGCUUGACGCUGUUCUCCUCUCCAGCAAUGGGCGAUACCUUUUUCGACGAGUUUCUCAUAGGCAACGGGGCCAGUGAUCCGUUGUUCUUCGGAAUGCUUAGCUAG
Messenger RNA from Cladophialophora psammophila CBS 110553, 1863 nucleotides. RefSeq lists its product as uncharacterized. Gene Ontology annotation, biological process: regulation of DNA-templated transcription. The transcript has 3 exons. The coding region runs from base 1 to 1863 and encodes 620 amino acids. Gene Ontology annotation, molecular function: transcription cis-regulatory region binding; DNA-binding transcription factor activity, RNA polymerase II-specific. Lineage: Eukaryota; Fungi; Ascomycota; Eurotiomycetes; Chaetothyriales; Herpotrichiellaceae. The record is from RefSeq and is a predicted model, not a curated record. Gene Ontology annotation, cellular component: nucleus.